Molecule: messenger RNA, 1840 nt
Organism: Pseudovirgaria hyperparasitica
Lineage: Eukaryota; Fungi; Ascomycota; Dothideomycetes; Acrospermales; Acrospermaceae
Exons: 2
Coding region: 391-1386 (331 amino acids)
Source: RefSeq, a predicted model, not a curated record
UCGAGACGCCUCUUGGCAUAUUAGAUGAAGCGCGUCCACGCUACGACCUCAAAUGUCAUCUUAACACCACUCAGACGGCUAGUCAUAACCCUACCGGCCAACUCGACAUUUGGACCUCCUUAUCCUCAGACUGCCAGUCAUGUAACGAGAAUGCCUCGCCAGCUACCAUGGGCGACGGACAAGAACAGCGGGCCUGAGAAGGUGCCUCCACCAUUGAAGUGCCCCGCAGUCGCUACUUAUCAUACCGAUGACGAUAUUGAAACAGAACGGCGCAAUACAGGACUUGUCCGAGCCGCAUCAAGCUCACCAGUACCACCUCCGUCGCCAUUAGAAGAGGAGUCAGCCUUACGUUAAGCGAAAUUGCUUCACAGGCUUACACAAGACAGGUUUAUGAAAGAGGGUCUUGCUGCUGAUGAUAUAUGGAUCAUGGUUGAAGACGAGUUUCUGGAUACAGCCAAGCUCUUCACGCGACAUCUACACCGUGCGGAAUAUCAGCGACUGAAGAACCUCGCGAAGCUCGAAACCGCGCGCAGGACGAACAAUCUCUCCCGACCCUCUGUGAAUGAAGAUGCGGCAAGCGCAGAUAUCACACGUAUGGAAAAGAGCCGAAAGCGAGACCAGACACAGCAGGCCGCCGUUGCCGGGUUGGCUGCAACCGCGCAUGAUAUUUCUUCAGACGAUGAUGCUCCAUGGAUGUUCGAACCACAUCUGGGCAAGCUCAUGAGGCGACCGCCCCCGAUAUCCAAGAAUCUGGCUUCAGCAGCCGGUAUCAAAUCAAAGAGUCGUGCUGCGGCAGGUUACAAGAAAGCUAGAUUAUCGCCUCCUCAUAGAACCACAAAGCCCAGCGCUGUCUCCUCGUCUGCGGACUACAAUAGCAUGGCUGGACUUGCGCAAGAGAUUGGGGCGGUGAAGGAGAGACUGUUAUCGGAGGACGAGAAUGACCUUGAUGCCCCGGCUCCGGCGCGAUUCUCGCGAAGGCCUGAAGCGAAUCGUGAUGAUAGAGUUCCUGCUGCACAUUCAGUAUCCGUUAAGCAGAAGGCAUCACACAACGCAUCUGAUAUUCAGAAACCAUCAGAGCGAGUAUCAUUAGGCAAGUCAUCAAUAGCACAAGGUUCCACGCAGGCAUCGACCUCCACUCGCGGAUCCAAGCCGACGCCGAAGUCAGACUCGACUACGCGGAGGUCUUUCUACACUGAGCGAUCAGUUCCAAAGGCCUCUUCCGUAGCAGAUGAAGAUGACUGGUCUAUGAAAUCCUCGACCUCGUUAAAGACUCGUGAGCUUCUAAACCGACGUCGAGCUGAGCGAGCAAAGAAACAGAAGGAGGAAGAAAAACAGCAGAAUAACAAGUCGUAUUCGUUAGAUGAGAUACCCACGUUUCUGUUUUGAUGCAGCAUUGAACAUUAUUCUCAGCGAAGCGUUGACAGAUUUUCGUUUACUCUUAUGACUCCCUUGCUCACCUUUCAGCCGCUGGCUUGAUUCUUAGUUCAUGGUAAUUCAUGGUAUAACUCGCCACCGAGCACCGAGGUGUUGAGCUUGCUAAGGGGCACUUGAACGGUGCUAUCGUCUUACCCCUGUUGCAGCAACCGAGCGGUAUCAUCCAUGUGGAGCGGUACAGCCAAGCACAGUCCCUCGCAUGCCAAGUGUCGAAAAUUCCACUCACAUAGUGCACGGCGCAGACACGACCCUUCGCUCAGCCAGCCGGCAAGAAUUACCCCAAGGCGUGUAGGAGAGAGAUGAUGUAGCUCGUGUGAUUACUGUAUAGAUCCUUUCUGGCGUUGGACCAUGCGCUGCAUAGAUGCCGCAUCGCCAUCGCCAUGGAUCGCCAAGACCUAUAUAAGUU